AGGCCCAGGGUGUUUGGUGGGGUGGGUGGGCUGGAAAGCAGGGUAGAGCUAUGAAAAAGCAAGGAAGUAGGUGAAAUCACAGCUUCAGAGAGGAGACACCAACAAAGAGGAGGGAUAGAGAUGAGUGGAGGAGAGAGCGCCGAUCAGUGAGCUCUCCAGAGAGGAAGACGAAGGAGAUGAGCAGCCAGAGAGGGAGGGAGGGUGAGCAGCCAGCACAGAGGACAUCCAUCAGCUGAAGUAGCCAUGCUCUGAGCCCUGGAGCAGCAGGGCUACGCAGACAGAGCACAGGCCCUGAAUCAGGCCACCGCUCAGCCCUACAUCCCUUCCACAGACAGCAGAUCCUAUCCUCCUCCGCUGCAAGCAAGAACCAUGAGGACGGCCCGGAAGGGCAGCGUGGAGAUGCCUGCAUUUGUGAGACAGCUGGUCAAAGAAACAGAGAAGAGGGUCAGCUCUUUCUUCAAAGGAGGCCGUGGGGGAGCAUCGGACGGGGAGCAGCCAGGGGAGGGGGAGAAAGAGGAGGUCAUUCCCAGCCCCUACCUAGACCGACCAGUACUGGACAAGCUGACAGAGGAGGGCUGUGCCCGGUGGGGCCUUACCUACGCCCUGGGGAGCAUGCAGGGCUGGAGGGCCAACAUGGAGGACUUCCACAACUGUGUAUCACAGCUGGGGGGAGAGCUUGCAGAGUGGAGCUUCUUCGCCGUAUUUGACGGCCACGCCGGCAGCAGCGUGGCUCAGUACUGCUCUCAGCACCUUCUGGGUCACAUCCUGGCCACAGCUGGUGUCCGACUGGAGGACCACCCUGAAAAAGUGAAAGGGGCCAUCACAGAGGGCUUCAUGCAAACAGACAAGCACCUGCACUCAGUGGCCCGGCGAGAAGGCUGGGAGAGAGGCGGCACCACCGUGGUGUCCGCCCUCAUCUCGCCAUAUUACAUCUACAUUGCCAACUGUGGCGACUCCAGGGCCAUGCUGUGCCGCUCGGGGCAGGUGUUCUUCUCCACUGAGGACCACAAACCCUACUGCCCUCUGGAGAAGGAGCGAAUUGAAAGUGCCGGCGGGUCAGUGUCCCUUCAGAGAAUCAACGGCUCCCUGGCCGUGUCCCGGGCUUUGGGGGACUUCAGCUACAAAGGGGCAGAAAAUCGGACCCCCAGCCAGCAGAUGGUCUCACCAGAGCCAGAGGUGUGCAUCAUAGAGCGCUCGCCCUCGGACGAGUUCCUGGUUCUGGCCUGCGAUGGGGUGUGGGACACCAUCAGCAAUGAGGAGCUCUGUGCUUUCAUCCACAACCGGCUGCAGGUCUGCACGGACCUGAGGGAUGUCUGCAGUCAGGUCAUCGACCUCUGUCUGUACAAGGGCAGCCUGGACAACAUCAGCAUCAUUUUGCUCUGCUUCCCUGGUGCCCCCCAACUGUCAGCGGUGGCGUUACACCAGGAGGCCGAGUUGGAGGACCUGCUGGAAUCCAAAGUGGCAGAAAUAUAUGAUGAGUUAUCAGCAACUGGGGAGGAGCCUGACCUCCUGUCAGUCCUCACGGUCCUGGCGUCCACCGCUAUUCCUGGAUUACCUCCUGGUGGAGGCAUACAGAGCAAGAGAAACUGUAUUAUCUCUGCUUACUAUCAUCAAAGAGAGACACACCAGCAUGCAGUACCAAAUGCUGUGGGAACGUCAUGAAGCCCUGGAGUGGAGACUGUCUCUAACCUGUAAUUAAUGUGAAUAUUGAACCUUUUUCCUAAUGUGUCCAAUCUAACCAAAAGGGAUAUCACAUGACCUGGCAAAGGUGUCAGUUUACAUCAUGUUAGAAAGCAAGGAAAUGGUGAAAGCAGUGAGUGGCAUGCAAAAAAUAAAAGAAAUCUAAUAGAGACUUAAAGUUUAUAUAUUUAUAUGAGACAAAUAUUUUGUAAAACUCAGAUGCAGAGCAAGCAAUGAACCUCUGGCGCUAAUCCAGUGAACACACAGCCCAGCUAAUAUUUCAAAACCAACUGUGACACGGUACAUUUUUAUCAGUUGAAAACCUUGACUUUUUCAUGCGCAUAUUAAAGAUUUAAAUAUAAUAGUAUAAAAAAAGUUGAACAGUUUAAACUCAAUUUCUGUUUCAGCUUUAAAGCUAUAACUAUAAGUAAACAUACAGGUGGAUAUUUGUUCCUACUAGGCUUUUAGCUGGCAAUGUGUAAGGGCGUACAUUGUAUGCCCUUUACUAAAAAAAAUUACAAAUUGUAUGCCCUGUUUUUUGGGAUGUACGGUUUUGGUACCCCCUAAUUUGCCUCUGGAAACUUCACUCAAAUUUUCAAAAUUUCUGAAACAGCAGAUAAACCAAUGAGAGAAGCUGAUCUAGGAGGUGGCAAGGAGACAGACUGCUGAGGCAGAGCGCUAUGAUCAAUCCCCUGAAACAGUUUAUUAACGCCUAAAUUAACUUAAAAUGACAAAACCUGCAGGCAAAGUAUGUUCACUUUUAUUAUUCUGGUGCCUGCCGUUUGUACCACGUACCUGAAAAACGGUAACAUCUACUUCCAGCUGCCACCAACAGUAGGUUAAAAACACCCCAGAGGCUAACGGGCCUGAGGCAGCUGCUGCUGGGGAUUCCCAGUGACAGCGCACUGCCUGUAUGUGGGGAUCUGAGCGGCUCAGACAGAGAAAUAAUAUUUGAAGGCAGGAUGGUAAUCUGGAUUAACUGACUGCACAGAUGAUGUUUUAAGGUGGACUUUCUCACCUAAAAAUUUAUUAAAACUACUUUUUACCCACUGAUCACUGCAAAUAUAGCAAAGCCGCUCUCAUUAAACACAGGAGCAGCAGAAACAUUAGACGCAUCUGAACACACUUUACUGGACGUCUGACUUUAAUGUGGACAAGCAUCAGAAAUUAAGCAGCAGAAGCUUUUUUGAUGCUUAAAACGUGUUCGCUGUGAACGUAGCAUUAGACUUUCUGAUUGUUUCAAUUAACCUAUGAAACAUAAUAUUGUACCUAAAAAUUAUCUCACGUCUUCCUUAAGAAAUUUCCACCAAAUGGUCAAGAAAACAUGCCUCCCAUAAUCAGGACAGGAGUAAUGUUGGGACAAAGACAAAAAGUUUGCUGCAUUCCACCUCAAUGUGCAGGAAAUAGCAUUUCAGAGAGUCUAAAUUUCUACGUUUCCUGGGGGAAGGAAAACCCCGGAGCCCCCUACACUGCACAAAGCCUGAAGAUGUGAUAAAUAUGCCUAGCUAAAAGCCUGUUUCUUACUUACAGUCAGAAAGAGUCAGGAACCCGUUUAUAUGAUUUUUAUGCAGUAGUAGCCAUUCAAAAUUUCUCCACUUUCAAUGGCUGUUCCUCUACAAAUCCUUUUUAAACGUCAAUAUUUGUACCAAAAUAUUAUUUCUGUCAUGAUUUGUGGACAAUAAGAUUAAGACAAACGUCAUCUCCUGAAAAAACCCUUUAAUGCAGUGAAAGGAUGGAGUCAGGAAAAAGAUAUGCAAGAGGGGGGUCACUCCAGUGGCUGGGAGUUGGAGGGGAUUUUGCUGGGGGUUGGAGGGAAGUGGGCUGCUGCCAUCCAGCUGGAGUUUGACUAGGAAGGACCAUUUUGAACGGCUGCUACUGUAGCUGGUGAAAAGCAGAUGAUUACAAAUUUAUCAACUUACAUGUAUACAUAUUUUUUAAACUUCAUUCCUACAGUGGCUGAGAAGUGCAAAUAUACAGGAAAUGACUGCAAACACAACACUGAGAUAAGCAAAUAUAAAUGUUAGACCAAAGGAAAAAUUCUUCAAAAUCGAAAUGAUACAAUCACAGAAAACGGAGAACAGUCAAGUGCAAACGUACGCAAAGACAUAAAUGAUGCUAACAAAAAACAUAUGCAAAGUCAACAUACAGCAACUAGCAAAAACCUCCUGCAAGUUAAAAGAAGUGAUUCCAACCACUAGGGGGAGACAGUCUCAAGCUCAUGUGGAAUCAGGCGUUAAAUAAAGACAUAAAUGCGCAGAGAGAUAAAGAGUUGGUUUGUGUAUGUUUAUUUUCAUGCCUGAGGAUCUGGUCCCUAGGAGUAAAUUUUUACUAAAGUUUAUGUUCUGGUCCGGUCUGUGUUGGUGAAUGUCUCCCCCUUGUGGUUUGGAGCAUUUUCUUUAUGUGGAGCUUGUUUACAGCUUUUCUGAAGUUGCAGUUGUUUUUUGUACUUUCUU
This is a messenger RNA of Cyprinodon tularosa, 4133 nucleotides long. RefSeq names its product protein phosphatase, Mg2+/Mn2+ dependent, 1Nb (putative) (gene ppm1nb). Lineage: Eukaryota; Metazoa; Chordata; Actinopteri; Cyprinodontiformes; Cyprinodontidae. Gene Ontology annotation, biological process: protein dephosphorylation. The record is from RefSeq and is a predicted model, not a curated record. The coding region runs from base 370 to 1662 and encodes 430 amino acids. The transcript has 6 exons. Gene Ontology annotation, molecular function: protein serine/threonine phosphatase activity; manganese ion binding; magnesium ion binding.